Messenger RNA from Penicillium salamii, 1953 nucleotides. NCBI's taxonomy places the organism in Eukaryota, Fungi, Ascomycota, Eurotiomycetes, Eurotiales, Aspergillaceae. The record is from the annotation of a GenBank genome assembly.
AUGCAACUUUGCCAUGUGAUCCGGAGGUUAGGUGCUUCCGCCUUUGACUUUCUGGCAAUUGCUACUUCUUUCUGGUCGCGCCUCGAUAUGCUCCGGCGCCGCACGGCCAAGGACAAGGUCCCCUCCGAUAAACUGGUCAGUAACCCAGGCUCCAAGAAAGAAGAGGAAAAGCUACGCGCGGAAUUCGGCGACGCAAAAGUCAAGCAGCUGGUGCUUAAGCCACGGAGUAAACGUCGCAAUGGGUUCAUCUUCUUGCUGGGCGGGAUCUUCGGCAUCUUCAUUGCCCUGUUCUUCGCAAACCAGCAUGAGGUCAUAAGCUUGGACUCAAUCAUGGAUCUCAAUCUCGAGUCUCUGAUGGAAGCCAUUCCCCAGGGUAUCCUGCGCGACGUGAAGGAGUUUUCGCAACAAGAGCGCGAUACCGUUAGCUACGAUUCCUUUGCGGUCGGCUUGCACCUUCAGUCUCAGGGAGUGAGCGCGAAACACCCGGUUGUUAUGAUUCCCGGUGUGAUUUCGACUGGGUUGGAGAGCUGGGGUACUGCCGAGAGCUCGCGACAAUACUUCCGCUCCAGGCUGUGGGGUAGUUGGACUAUGAUGAGAGCUCUGGUUAUGGAUAAGGCAGAGUGGAAGAAUCAUGUCAUGCUCGACCGUGAUACAGGUCUCGAUCCCCCUGGUAUCAAGCUUCGCGCGGCGCAGGGGUUCGAUGCGACUGAUUUCUUCAUUACGGGAUAUUGGAUCUGGAAUAAGAUCUUGGAGAAUUUGGCCUCUAUUGGAUAUGACCCCACGAAUGCUUUUACGGCUGCGUACGAUUGGCGACUAUCGUAUCUCAAUCUCGAGGUUCGUGAUAAGUAUUUCACCAGACUCAAGUCCUACAUCGAAACUGCGGUCCAGGUUGAGGGCGAGAAAAUUACCUUGGCUUCUCACAGUAUGGGCUCACAGGUGGUGCUCUACUUCUUCAAGUGGGUGGAGAGCGAUGAGUACGGCAAGGGCGGUAAAGAUUGGGUCAACAAACACAUCGACUCUUGGGUGAAUAUCAGCGGCUGUAUGCUCGGUGCAGUCAAGGGGCUGACAGCUGUGCUAUCCGGUGAAAUGCGGGAUACCGCUCAACUGAACGCAUUCGCCGUUUACGGGCUGGAGAAAUUCCUCUCCAAGGAGGAGCGCGCUGAGAUCUUCCGUGCCAUGCCUGGUAUCUCAAGCAUGUUGCCCAAGGGCGGCGAGGCUGUGUGGGGAAACUCCACCUGGGCUCCAGAUGACCAGCCCGGCCAACCUUUGACAUUCGGCAACUUGCUCAAUUUCCAUGAGACUAACUCGUCGUGGACGCAACGCAAUCUCACCGUCACAGAAAGCCUGCAAUAUCUCCUAGAUCAGAGUGAAGACUGGUACAAGAACCAGGUCCUAGAUAGCUACUCCCAUGGUGUUGCACACACCAAGCGCGAGGUCGAGGCCAACGAGAAAGACCCGCGCACAUGGUUGAACCCUCUUGAGGCGCGUUUACCCCUCGCCUCAGAUAUGAAGAUCUAUUGUUUCUACGGCGUGGGCAAGCCCACAGAGCGCAGCUACUUCUACCAAGAAGAGACCGACCCCCUAGUGAACCUCAACGUGAGCAUGGACACGACCAUCACGAACAGCGAAGGCGUCGACCACGGCGUCCUGAUGGGAGAGGGUGACGGCACAGUCAACCUCCUCAGCACAGGCUACAUGUGUGCCAAAGGCUGGCGCAUGAAACGGUACAACCCCUCUGGUAUAAAAAUCAAGGUUUACGAGAUGCCCCACGAGCCUGAUCGCUUCUCUCCCCGGGGCGGUCCUAACACCGGCGACCAUGUCGAUAUCCUCGGCCGUGCCUCCCUCAAUGACCUACUCCUCCGUGUUGCCGGUGGCAAGGGCGAUCAAAUUGAGGAGACCUUUGUAUCCCGGAUUCGCGAGUAUGCGGAUCGUGUACAGAUUUUUGACGAUUAA